Messenger RNA from Raphanus sativus (radish), 853 nucleotides. RefSeq lists its product as uncharacterized. The coding region runs from base 73 to 681 and encodes 202 amino acids. Gene Ontology annotation, molecular function: protein binding. Gene Ontology annotation, biological process: protein ubiquitination; positive regulation of protein catabolic process. The transcript is spliced from 6 exons. The record is from RefSeq and is a predicted model, not a curated record. NCBI's taxonomy places the organism in Eukaryota, Viridiplantae, Streptophyta, Magnoliopsida, Brassicales, Brassicaceae.
AAACCUAAAAUCUAAUUACACGCCGGCGAUUAGCGUUAUUAUUACAAGAAAGAGAGAGGUUGACUACAGACAAUGGCGGUUCCGAGGGGAGACAAUGGUUUGAUGGAAGAAGAGGAUGUUGACGCUGUUAUCGAGGAAAACGGUGUUGACUACGAAAGCGAUCCCGAGCUUUCCUCUAACCUCCGUGACUUAGCCGCCGCAUCUCAGUCCGGCGACGUCGUCGCCUUGCGCACCGCCAUUGACAAGUUGAAUGGGAGAGUUGAUGAGCCCCUUGAGGAUAACGACUCUGCACUUCACCUGGCGUGUCUCUACGGUCACCUCCCUUGCGUUCAGCUUCUCCUGGAAAGAGGUGCUAAUAUGGAGGUCAAAGAUGAAGAUGAAGCCAUUCCUCUACAUGAUGCUUGUGCUGGAGGGUACUUAGAGAUAGUAGAGCUUCUUUUUAGCCGAGCUAGUGGUCCUGAAUGUGUGAAGAGGAUGAUUGAAACUAUCGAUGUAGAAGGCGACACUCCUCUACAUCAUGCAGCGAGAGGUGAGCACGUCAACGUAAUUAGUUUUUUGCUGAGUUCAGGUGCUUCACCAACAGUCAAAAACUCAUAUGGGAAGACUCCAGGUGAGUUAGCUGAUGUAAACACUGAUGCUAGGAGGAUCCUCGAAGCUGCCACUGGCGGCGACUCAACUUAGCUCCUAGUGUUUCUGCAAAAUUCUUGAGCCAGUUUUUGCGUGUCAGUGAAGUCAGGGGACAUUUUUCAAAAUGUUCUCGGUUAUCUUUGACUGUUCUUAUACAAAGGAUUAUAACCUAAGAGUUUUACAAUGUUGUGUCGGUUUCGAAUAUCAAAUUUGUUAUCAGAUUUAA